AAGAGAGAGAGAAAGUGGUCCGCAAAGUCUAUGGCUGACUGACCCUCAUCAGAGCAGCCGUGUUAGAUAAGGAGAGAAUGGAAGAGAUCUAUCGAUAUUUUUUUUGAUAAAUUAUUAUUCCCUUCUCUCUUCAUUUAACUCUCUCAACUAUGACUUUGCUUUCCGCGCGAUUCACCAGCUAAACCAAUUUCAAUUUCUUCCCCAGACACACAUUCUUUUUCUUUUUCCAUGUCUCAAAUGAUCAGAAAAUCAAUGGAAUGAAGAAAAUGACUAUCCAUCUAUCUAUGUAGUCUUGCUUUCAAUAAUAUCUACCUAGAUAUUAUAUUAUCAUCUCUUUUCCCAGCACAAGCACCGGUUAUAGAGGCUAGCUUCUAACAUGCUGCUUUUUGGUUUUAUAUAUAUUUGUUUUGGCAGUACCUGCUUCCUCAAAACUACUAUUGGUUUUGGAAUUUGCCCCAGGUAGCUAGUUUAGGACACACGAUUUUUUUUUCUCUUCAAAAAUGAUGUCUGAAGAAACCUUUUCUGUUCCUCCCAACUCCACCAUUAGAGCCACCUCCUUGGUUCAUCAUGUUCAUGUUCAACCCCCAAGCCCAAACCCUAAUUCAAAUCCAGCUAAGAGAAGGAGAAGUCUACCCGGAACACCAGAUCCAGAUGCAGAAGUGGUGGCUCUUUCACCUAAGUCCCUAAUGGCCACCAACCGUUUCUUAUGUGAAGUUUGCAACAAGGGUUUUCAGAGAGACCAGAAUUUGCAGCUGCAUAGACGUGGACACAACCUUCCAUGGAAACUGAAGAAGAGAACGAACAAUGAUCAAGUAAGGAAGAAGGUGUACGUGUGCCCUGAGAAGAGUUGCGUGUACCAUGACCCCUCAAGAGCCUUGGGGGACUUGACAGGGAUAAAGAAGCACUAUAGCCGAAAGCAUGGCGAGAAGAAGUGGAAGUGUGACAAGUGCUCCAAGAAAUACGCUGUUCAAUCCGAUUGGAAGGCCCAUAGCAAGAUUUGUGGGACUAGAGAGUACAAAUGUGACUGUGGCACACUUUUCUCCAGGAAGGACAGCUUCAUAACGCAUAGAGCUUUUUGUGACGCUUUGGCUGAAGAAAGUGCGAGGGUAACAACAAUUCCAGCAGCUUUAAGCAACUUGAGAAGUGAUCACCAUCAUCAUUUGACCAAUGCUCAAGCUUCGAGAAUCCCUCAGAUUUUUUCAGGGUUUCACUCAUCAGAUCAAUUCGGUGGUGGCUCAUCAGAAGCAUUAUUGGCGAAUCAUCAUUAUCAACAAAAGCUAAGGCUACCACUAUGGCUAGAUCACCACCAAGUCAAUAAUCCUCAAGUACUUCACCACACUCUUGACAACUUCUCAACCGAACCGAGUGCUUUCACUUCAGGAACAAACUCUGUGCCUCAUGAUCUAGUACAAACAAUGGACAUGUUUGGGCCACAGACACAGUUUGUGAAUUACCGUUACCCAGAAGCAUCAUUUGGAGGUGGCAAUGCCAACUUGUCUGUGCUACCACCACAUGGACUGAAGCAAGAACAAGAAGAAAACAAACAACACUUGUCGCAUAGCGGAGCCUCUUCUAAUAACUUGUACUUGAGUAAUAGUAUUCAGAACCCACCUCAUCAUCACUACAUGUCAGCCACCACACUGUUGCAGAAAGCGGUUCAAAUGGGUUCUACAAGGAUCAGCGACAACGUAUUUGGCUCCAUCGUGGGUACCACCAACAGAAACAACAACAACAACAACAACACCAACCUUGAGGUUCAGAAGCUGAACGAGUUGGUGAGUGUGGAAGCUGGGUGCAACAACAACCUUGGAGGUGGUGGUGAUGGGUAUUUAUUAAAUGACUCGUUUGGGGUUGUGAAUGGCACCAAUAAGGGUUUGGAGCACAUGGUGAUGCCGGUGGAUGAAGAGACACAACAAGAAUCAAUUGUGGGAAACUCACUAUGCUCAAAUAACAAAAAUCAACUUGGUUUAACAAGAGACUUCUUGGGUGUUGGAGAUAAUAAUAAUAAUCUUGACCCUAUAAGAAGACCUUUUUUUCAACAAGACCUUGUUGAAUUUAAUGCAAUGGGGUCAGCCUCAGCCUCAGUCAUGAACCUGCAGAGCCAGUACGGUGGACACUACUGCUAGCGUUAGCUAUAGUUUCAGUUUCAACUUAAUUUCAUACUUUCCAAUUUAAUGAAACGUAACAUAGAGCUAAAGAAACUAGUGAAGUUGUGUCAUAGUGAUAUAUAUAGCUAGCUAGUAGUAUCUAGUAGCUACUCUUAUAAACUGAACAAUAUAUUAAACUCGAGUAAGAGUAAGAUAUAUAUCUUUCUACUCAA
Glycine soja is the source of this 2320-nucleotide messenger RNA. RefSeq names its product zinc finger protein BALDIBIS-like. The coding region runs from base 501 to 2126 and encodes 541 amino acids. Gene Ontology annotation, molecular function: DNA-binding transcription factor activity. The record is from RefSeq and is a predicted model, not a curated record. Lineage: Eukaryota; Viridiplantae; Streptophyta; Magnoliopsida; Fabales; Fabaceae. Gene Ontology annotation, cellular component: nucleus. The transcript has 3 exons.